Messenger RNA from Stegostoma tigrinum, 1213 nucleotides. Its product is annotated as probable G-protein coupled receptor 139. Gene Ontology annotation, molecular function: G protein-coupled receptor activity. Bases 40 to 1050 code for a protein of 336 amino acids. Lineage: Eukaryota; Metazoa; Chordata; Chondrichthyes; Orectolobiformes; Stegostomatidae. Gene Ontology annotation, biological process: G protein-coupled receptor signaling pathway. The transcript is spliced from 2 exons. Gene Ontology annotation, cellular component: membrane. The record is from RefSeq and is a predicted model, not a curated record.
GUCUACAACAUCACAAGGAUCUAAUGCAUCUCACAGAAAAUGCGUGAGCCAACAACACUGCAUCAGAUUGAAGACAUUUACUACCCUGUUCUUGCAGUUGUUGGAAUUCUUGUUAACUCAGUAGCCAUUCUCAUCCUAUCACGAGGAAAGUGCGGACUCUCGAAAUGUAUCACUCACUAUCUGGUGGCCAUGGCAGCAGCUGAUCUUCUCGUUGUUUUCAUUGAUGUGAUACUGUUUACAGUUAUCCCCUUUUAUUUCCCAAAUACCUACUUGAACAUUACACCCAUUGUUUCUCUCUUGCUGGUCCUGCUUUCUGCAGCCACAGACAUUUCUGUUUGGUUCACUGUCACUUUCACCUUUGAUCGCUUUGUUGCAAUUUGCUGCAAGACAUUUCAAUCAGUGUAUUGCACAAAGGAAAGUGCAGCCAUGGUUAUUACAACCGUUAGUGCGCUAUUCUGCUUGAAAAACAUUCCUUGGUAUUUUAUAUAUCAGCCUGAAUAUGUAAUUGACAAUGUACCUUGGGGAGGAGUUGUCACAGAAAGUUUUCAUACAGAAACUGCCUGGGUAACAUUUGACUUCAGCUGUAUUAUUUUAACUCCUUUCCUCCCAUUCAUUCUGAUUUUACUGCUCAAUGCUCUGACUGUCAGACACAUUUUAGUGGUCAACAGAGUCCGCAGGAAGCUACUGGUUCACGGCAAGAGUGAGAAUCACAUUGACCCAGAACUGGAGAGCCGCAGGAAAUCCAUCAUUUUACUCUUCACCAUAUCAGGCAGUUUUAUACUAUUAUGGAUGACAAAUGUUGUAUAUUUCCUUUAUUGGCGAAUUGCGAAUAUUUAUGAUUAUACUGGCCCCCAUGAUCCUGCAUAUAUCACUGAACAAUCUGGUUACAUGCUGCAACUUUUGAGUACCUGCACCAACACCUGUAUUUAUGCAGUGACCCAGGCUAAAUUCAGAGAGCAGCUGAAGAAUGCAGUCAAAUAUCCAUUCACUGUAAUCGGUAAAUUACUGAAAUUAUUGAAAGAUUUUAAUCCAACACUCACGCAACUCUGACCUGUUCUUAAAAUUGAGUGUUGAACAUUAUGGAAAGUGAGAUUUCUGAGUUGCUUCUUGACCAUGCCGUUGAUACAACAAAUAAUACAAUUUCAGAUCACUGAAUAUAUUGCAAUUGAUUUGGUGCUUAAAGCUUGAUUGAACAAUAUCAGGAUCCUGUAAC